AACGACGACGACGACGACGACGACGGUGGUGGCAGCGAGGACGUCGGCCGAGGACGAAGGCGAGAGGACGGUACCGGGACUCGAGGACGUUUCCGGUCACCCGCGCCAUCGGCUGCCAUCGGCGACGCAGAGCGACGCGGAGCGUCCGCACGGUAGCAUGACAGUCGGGUCUUCCAGUGCAAGUGCAUCGACACAGUUGGUACUGCACCGCCGCGGCUGAUUGUUGUUACUGUUGUUGGUUGUUACUGUUCUUGUUGUUGCUGCUGUUGUUGUUCGUGCGCCGCUGCAGCGCGGCUGCUAGCUCGAUCGGCAGUCACGAGUGUCGUGACUAUAGCGCCGUUCCACCCCGUGGACAAUGAUGCAAGAGCACAAGUCCUUUCUCAUCAGGGACCUCCUGGGGGACGUGUUGGCCGACCGGGUGCAAGAAGACUCGGAAGACGACUCGGCCGUACACUCGGAUUCCGAGGACACCAUUGAUCCUGGCAGUAGUCCUUGCACGCGUCUAGGAAGCCCCCCCCCGGCGCUUUCGCCGUCGCCCAGUCCUGCGACCACGUCCGGAAAGUCCUGCGGUGUGAGCAGCAGCGCACCGCCAACCGGCAGAAAACCGCGAAGACGACGUACCGCCUUCACUCAUGCCCAACUGGCUUACCUCGAGAGGAAAUUUCGUUGCCAGAAAUAUCUGAGCGUGGCAGAUCGCAGCGACGUCGCCGACGCUUUGUCGCUCUCGGAGACCCAGGUGAAGACUUGGUACCAAAACAGAAGGACGAAAUGGAAACGGCAGAACCAACUGCGACUGGAACAGCUGCGCCAUCAGGCCACCGUCGAGAAGGAGCUCCUGGUGCACGGUCUUCACCACGGCAGUAUAGAUGCUUAUUGUUCGCCCUACAACGCACAAACGCAGACCAGUCAUCCUCCGCCGCCGCCGCCGCCGCCAGCACCAUCCACCGCCUCGACGGCGGCGUUUCUCUCCACGGCGGCCGCGCUCUUCCGAAAUGUCACCUAUGUACACGGCUGCCAGCUUUAACCCGCAGGAUCUCGAGGAUCUCGAGACGACUUCUGGAACAGCGCAACGGAAGAGAGACUCGGACGGACCAUUCGUGUCGUGAGUGUCAGUAUACCUUGAAGUGUCGCCGCGGAGUUAUGUAUUUCCGGUCAUUUCGGAACCCGCAAAAUCUCAUUAGUGAAUUAGUUUGAGGGAUUUUUCUCUUCGCGAUCGACAGAAUUGUUUUGUGUAAUGAGUGUCGCGUAAUGAGUAACACGGAAAGAAUGUUACAGCCCUUCUCCCUUCCCGAGGUUCUUUUCAAAAUACUUUAUCGUGUUUUCUGAUAGCGUGGGAAUAAUUAUCGCAGGAUAAUAAAUUAACCCCUCGCGUCUCUCCCAGAUCUUGCUUUGCUUUCGCGGAUCAAAUGUGCACGCUGGUGGUGGCUCAAAUCUGAUUUUAUUCUAUUGUUUCAUAGUAACGGGGAAAAUCUCUAAAAAAUUCUGCGGGAUUGUGCAAAGUUCUGCGAAGUGCAUUUAAUAGUUUGGCAAACUUGCUUUUUAAAUAUCCUUUCAAACGCCAGAUUUUUCCCGAAUUCUUUUCCUGCAUCCAUAUGGCGCUUCUAACCCGUCCAUCGUCGCAAUAUGCAAGAAGGAAAGUCGCGAUACUUUUAUCUCGAUAAAUUUCAGAACGUAUUCAAUAUUCAAUAGGAAAAUUAUCUUUCAAAAAUUAUAUUCAAAAAUAUUAUUAGGAAGCUACUUUUUCUAUCGGAUGCUGAAUGCAAUUUGAAAUUCAUCCAAUUGCAAUGUGCACUUUCGUUCUUUCUAAAUGUAGACUUGAGUAGAUGUGCAUAUGUUCUACAAACCCGCCAGGUAAAUAUCAACGCAAGGGGUUAAAGCGGAUUAUCACACGGAAGAAAACAAUUUUAUUAGUGUAACAAAAUUUCCCGUUGCCUGGAAGGAACAAGGACCAAAUGAAAAUCUCGGUUGUAGGGACAGAAAGAUUUUCUUACGACGAGUCUUUGAUCAGCUCGAAGGAUGUCGAUCAUUUCGAUUGAAUUUCAAUACAACUGAAUGUUCGGACGAGUUUUUUUGCUCGUGACAAUAGAGAUAUUUCAUCUUUCUCGUCACCGAACUCUCUCUCUCUCGUCUGGUCCCUGUUCAGUUACACGAACUGAGAUCUCUCCUGUGCACUGAAAGUUAUCUUGCUAAGGAUUUGUAUAUUUUUCAACAAUAUACACUUUGAUUCCCGAAAUAUAAAUAACACGUACGAAAUGGAGAGAUAAUAAAUUAAAGCGGAAUGCCGACACAUGUUUCUCGGUUUGCUGGAUUCCGCGGUAAUUUCUGUCCAAUUUUUUCUCUCCGCGUAACGAACAACGCGCAAGAACUGUCCCUGUGUGCACACUGGACUUUCCGUUCCCGUUACUCAAGUGGUUGUAUCUUAGAAACGCGCGUUACGUUUAAAAUUUGUGUAUUGCUCGUACAUUUGAAAGUGAUCCGGGACGAUUGAAAUUAUAACCGAUACCACAUCGAUCAUACUUCCACGCGUCGUUGAAUUCCACGAUGCCGAAGACGCUGUAGACAUUUUCUCCUGCGCACUGUGCUCGGAAAGUUCUAAGUCGAAGAUCGUUUCUCUCAACGUUUUCUCUUGGUAUGUGAGGCAUUAAUCGAGAGAGGAGAUUCGAUAAACAUGUAAAUAUGUAAUUACGAAGCCAAGUCGGUCGGUCGUGGCCGAUUGUCUUUCGAGAGCUGAACGACGAAAGCUUUGUGGAAACUCGCAUCUUUAAUUUACAGGCGAUUGCACCACCUACAAUCCACGUCAUCGCAAUGUACAGGAAUAAAGAUUGCAAUUAAGGCUCCCGUGUAUUCGAAUGUUUAUCUAUUUGGAUAUACGAAGUCGAUUCCGAUUCGAAAACGCAUAAAAUUGUAUUAUUUGGAUAAUUCGGAUCCGUAAUCGAAUUUGGACCCGAAUUUGGAUUCAAAAUAAAUAAAUAGAAA
This is a messenger RNA of Harpegnathos saltator (Jerdon's jumping ant), 2976 nucleotides long. Its product is annotated as barH-like 2 homeobox protein. Gene Ontology annotation, biological process: cell differentiation; regulation of transcription by RNA polymerase II. Gene Ontology annotation, cellular component: nucleus. The record is from RefSeq and is a predicted model, not a curated record. The coding region runs from base 356 to 1024 and encodes 222 amino acids. The transcript is spliced from 3 exons. NCBI's taxonomy places the organism in Eukaryota, Metazoa, Arthropoda, Insecta, Hymenoptera, Formicidae. Gene Ontology annotation, molecular function: RNA polymerase II cis-regulatory region sequence-specific DNA binding; DNA-binding transcription factor activity, RNA polymerase II-specific.